Messenger RNA from Gregarina niphandrodes, 431 nucleotides. RefSeq lists its product as hypothetical. NCBI's taxonomy places the organism in Eukaryota, Apicomplexa, Conoidasida, Eugregarinorida, Gregarinidae. The annotation marks the transcript as partial. The transcript has a single exon. The record is from RefSeq and is a predicted model, not a curated record.
AUCGACCCCCGCUGCCACCCACAGCAGCUACGGCUUUUCCCGGUACGGCGGUCGGAAAAGCACUCGGGGAAGCACCCACAUUGCCUACGAACAGACCGCCUCCUGAAGACGUACUCAAUAGACCGCCUCCACCUAAAGACGUGCCGAACAGACCGCCCCCUGAAGACGUACUCAAUAGACCACCUCCUGAAGGCGUACCCAAGAUUCCGCCUCCCGAAGACGUACUCAACAGACCGCCCCCCGAAGACGUACUCAACAGACCGCCCCCCGAAGACGUACUCAACAGACCUCCACCUGAAGACGUACCGAACAGACCUCCACCUCCUCCUGAAGAGUUCGUCUUCGAUGCCUGUUGCUUGGGCAAGUCUCCAAAAGAAGAUUUGGACUCGACCACCGGCUUCGGGACAGGCGGCCAGUCAGGCUUGGGGACA